Molecule: messenger RNA, 465 nt
Organism: Striga hermonthica
Lineage: Eukaryota; Viridiplantae; Streptophyta; Magnoliopsida; Lamiales; Orobanchaceae
Source: the annotation of a GenBank genome assembly
AUGCUGAUGGGGGACUUCAAUGAAGUCAGUCAUAGCAGUGAGAAGUUUGGGGGCAGAGUGGUUUCCAUGAACAGAUGUGUACUACUCAAUAACAUGAUGACGACGUGUGGCCUGAGCGACCUGGGAAAAGAGGGGCCAGCAUUCACGUGGUGUAACACGAGACAUGGGCUAGCCAGAAUUCCGGAGCGCUUGGACAGGGUUCUCGCUAACUCGUCUUGGCGGUUAUUAUUCCCAGAAGCAUCUGUCAAACAUCUGCCUCGACUACAUUCUGAUCACUGCCCUCUCUUACUACAGUGUGAGGGAAAGUUAACUGUUGAUAGAUCAAAACGUCCAUUCUGCUUUCAAGCAAUGUGGACUGCUCAUGACGAAUGCAAACAAAUAGUAGAAAGCUGUUGGGAUGCUACAGAAGGCAGUGCGGUAGAGAAGGGUGUAGGAAAGGCUUGCAAACCGGGGGUAUUCAAAUAA